Naegleria gruberi is the source of this 3891-nucleotide messenger RNA. Its product is annotated as ribosome assembly protein BSM1. The transcript has a single exon. Gene Ontology annotation, cellular component: nucleus; 90S preribosome. NCBI's taxonomy places the organism in Eukaryota, Heterolobosea, Eutetramitea, Acrasida, Naegleriidae. The record is from RefSeq and is a predicted model, not a curated record. Gene Ontology annotation, molecular function: GTPase activity; GTP binding; U3 snoRNA binding. Gene Ontology annotation, biological process: endonucleolytic cleavage of tricistronic rRNA transcript (SSU-rRNA, 5.8S rRNA, LSU-rRNA); maturation of SSU-rRNA from tricistronic rRNA transcript (SSU-rRNA, 5.8S rRNA, LSU-rRNA); ribosome biogenesis. The coding region runs from base 1 to 3852 and encodes 1283 amino acids.
AUGUCUUCUAGUGGAGGAGGUGGUGGAGGCCUUCCUUCCGAACAACAAAUCAACAAGGAACAUAAAGCUAGAAGAGCAGGUAAUAAAUUUAAAAAGAGAGAAGUUCAAAGAAAGAAGAAAUUAGGUGUUUCUGAGGAACAACAAAAAGGUGAUUAUGUAAAUAAUCGUGCCAAUACAGUUGGUAAAGGAAAUGCUUUUGCAAGAGAUUUAAAAUAUAAAUUAGAUAAAUUUGAAUCUAAAUUACAUGCACCAAUAGUAUCAAGAAUAUAUGGAGAAGGACCACCUAAAAUGGUUGCUGUUGUUGGACCACCUAAAUCUGGUAAAACAACAUUAAUUACAAGUCUUGUUAAACAAUAUACUAAACAAACAUUAACAGAAGUGACAGGACCAAUUACAGUAAGAACAGGAAAAUCAAGAACAACAUUUUUUGAAUGUCCAAAUGAAAUUAAUGCAAUGAUUGAUAUGGCUAAAACAGCAGAUUUAGUUUUAUUAUUAAUUGAUGCUUCUUAUGGAUUUGAAAUGGAAAAUUUUGAAUUUUUAAACAUGUUACAAGUUCAUGGUAUGACUAGAGUGAUGGGUGUUUUAACACAUUUGGAUUUAAUUAAAAAAGCAAGAACAGUUAGAAAAUUGAAAAAGAAAUUAAAGCAUCGAUUUUGGACAGAAGUAUGUGAUGGUGCUAAAUUAUUUUACCUUUCAGGUUUAAGAGGAGGAUUAUAUACACCACGUGAAACAAUUAAUUUAAGUCGUUUCAUUUCAAUUAUUAAACCUAGACCUAUAAAAUGGAGAACAACACAUCCUUGUGUUGUAGUUGAUAGAUUUGAAGAUGUAACUGAUCCACAAUUAAUUGAAGAAAAUUCUAAAAUUGAAAGACAUGUUUGUUUAUAUGGUUAUGUUAGAAAUACUUUCCUUAGAAAGGGAACUCCAAUUCAUAUUCCAGGUUGUGGUGAUUUUACUUUAAAUAAUAUUACUACUUUAGAAGAUCCACUUCCACCAAAACCAAAAGAAAAACAACGUUCAAAAUUAGACAAAUUCAAAGGUUUAUAUGGUCCAAUGAGUAAUUUAGGUUCAGUUUUUUAUGAUAAGGAUAAUGUUUAUAUUGAUAUUUCAAAUAAUGAAUCAUUGAAUGAAAAUAAUCGUCAUGGUGGAAUUGAUCAAGCUGAAGAAUUAUUAUUAACACGUAAAGGAAAGGAUAUUUCAUCUGAAAAGAGAGAAGAAAGAAAACAUCAAGCUGAAGAAACUUCAAAGAUUGUUAAAUCUCUCAUUGAACAAUCUGAUAUUAAUUUAGAUGAGAAAAUUUCAAAUCAACAAGUUAAAUUAUUCUCUGGUGCUAAAUCUGCUCUCAUUGCAAAGAAAUCUUCAACCAUUGUACCUUCAUCCCUUAAUAAUAAUAACAAUAAUAUGGAAGAUGAUGAUGAUGAAGAUGAAAUUGAUGAAGAGUUUGAUGAAGAUAUGGAUGAAGAAGAAUUCCUUCGUAAAUAUAUUGAUAAUGAAGCUGAAGAAGAUGAUGAAGAUGAUGAUGAAAUGUCUGAUGAUGAAGAUUCAAAGUUCCAUAGAAAGAGAAGAGGUAUUGCUAAAUUAAUGGGAGAUGAUGAAGAUAAUGAUGAUGAAAUUUAUGCAGAGGCUCUUAAUACAUCAACAAAAUCUUCUAAAAAGAAGGAGAAUAUCGUUUAUGAUGAUUCCGAUGAAGAAGAUGAUGAUUUAGAUGAAAAUACAAGAAAAAUCAUUAGAGCUGGUGAUGAUGAUGAAGAAUAUUUUGAACCUAGAAAAUUAAAAGUUAAUGAAUCAACUGGUCAAUUUGAAAUUGAAGGUAAUGAAGAAGAGGAAUUAUCUGAUUUGGAAGAAGAAGAUGGAACAGGUUCAGCUGCAAACAAGUGGAAAGAAGGAAUGGAAGAAAGAGCUAGCAGUCAAUUUUAUGAUGCCACUAUUAGUUUACAACAAUUGGUUUAUGGUGAACAAGAAGAAGAAGAAGAAGAUGAUGGAGAAGCCAAUCAAAAUGAUGAUGAUGAAGAAGAACAAGUUCAACAACAAAAGAAUGAUUUGGAUGAUAUUUUCAACUUUAAGAAACAAAUUACAGAAAAGAAGAAGAAAUUAAAUGUUGAUCGUUUGAAGGUUGAUUUUGUUGAUAGAACUAGAACUCAAAUUGAACCAACAGAAAUUAAACAUGAUUGGGAAGAUGCUGAAUUUAGAGAAACAAUUCGUAACAAGUUUGUUACAGGUGAUUGGUCAUCAAGAAGAGAUGCUAAUAAUAAGCCAAUUGCUUCUAAGAAAUCAAAGAAUGUUGAAAAAGAUGAAGAAGAACAAGAUGAAAUGGAAGAUGAUGAAAUUCAACAAGAUGAUGAAAAUGAUGACAUUCUUGAUGAAUUACAAAAGAAGAGAAUGGAAAAGAAGAAAUCUUUUGAUGCUCAAUUUGAUGAAAAGAAAUCAAGUGAUAAGAAAGAAGGUUCUGCAGGAGUAGAGGAAGAAGAAGAAGAUCCAAUUACAACUAUUGAAAAACUCAAGAAGAAACUUCGUGAAGAUGAUCCACAAAUGAUUUUAAAUAAGACUGAAUUCCAAAAUUUAACAAGAGAACAACGUGAAGAAAUUGAAGGUAUUUCACCUGGAUCUUAUGUUAGACUUGAAAUUAAUUCAUUCCCAACAGAAUUUAUUGAAAAUGUUAAUUUUAAAAAUCCAAUCAUUGUUGGUGGUAUGCAUCCAGAAGAGUGUCGUAUGGGUUUAAUCAAGAUGAGAAUGAAGAGACAUCGUUGGUAUCCAAGAACACUUAAAAAUAAGGAUCCACUUGUAUUUAGUAUUGGUUGGAGAAGAUUUCAAUCCAUUCCAACUUAUUGUAUGCAAGAUGAUAAUGGUAGACAUCGUCAAAUUAAGUAUACACCUGAAUAUAUGCAUUGUAUUGCAGCAAUUUAUGGACCAUUUGUACCACAAAAUACAGGUGUUAUUGCAUUCCAAACAUUGAGUGAAAAAGUUGAUACAUUUAGAGUUUCAGCUACUGGUUAUGUUAUGGAAAUGGAUCAAGAUUUUUCAAUUGUAAAGAAAUUGAAAUUACUUGGUUAUCCAAAAAUAGUUCAUAAGAAUACUUGUAUUGUUACUAAAAUGUUUACAAGUGAUUUGGAAGUUGCAAAAUAUGAAGGUGCUUCUCUGAGAACUGUCAGUGGUUUAAGAGGAAGUGUUAAAAAACCAUUUAGAGGAGAUAAAGCAUCACCUGGUGAUUUUAGAGCAACUUUUGAAGAUAAACUCAUUCGUGGUGAUAUUAUCUUUUUAAGAUGUUGGUAUGCUUUAGAAUUGGAACGUUUCUAUAAUCCAGUUUAUAAUCAUUUAACAAAGAAAUGGUAUGGUAUGAGAACAGUUUCACAAUUAAGAAAGUUAAAACAUCUUCCAAUUCCAGUUAAAGAAGAUUCACUUUAUAAGGCAAUUAAUUCAAGAUCAACAGCAGGUCAUGAUGCUCAUUUUGUUCCAAAACCUAAAUUAUUGAAACAAUUACCAUUCUCUGAACAACGAAAGAAAGUUGUUCAAGUUACAGGUUUAACAAAUAAUCUUAAUGAUUUCAUUGCAGAAGAUGCUCCAAUUCAUGAAUUAACAACUGCAUUAAUGAGUGAUAAGGAAGUUGAAAGAGCAAAUAUGCUUCGUAAAUUGAAAGCAAUUAAUUCUGAAAGAGAAAAGAAGAAUUCAAUUAAUGAAUUGAAAUUAAAGAUGAAACAAAUGAAACAUCAAGUUCAAGAAGAAAGAGCUAAGAGUAAAUCAAAGAAAUCAACAAUGAAGAGAAGAGCUGUCAUGAAGGAAUUGAGUCGUGUAAAGAAGGCUAAAUAUUUUGUUAAUGAAGAAGGUGGUGCUGGUGCUGGUGGUUCUGCUGAUAAAUAAUUUAUCCCUAAUAAUAAUAAAUUGUAUAUAAAAAAGUUU